Prunus avium (sweet cherry) is the source of this 1305-nucleotide messenger RNA. RefSeq lists its product as uncharacterized. The record is from RefSeq and is a predicted model, not a curated record. Lineage: Eukaryota; Viridiplantae; Streptophyta; Magnoliopsida; Rosales; Rosaceae.
AUGUUUCAUAGAAGGCAGUCAACCGGUCAAAGCUUAAAGGAGGAAGUUUGGUCAAAUCCUUGUGGAAUUUGGAGAAGCAAUCAAAGAGAUAUUGGGAAAGAUAUUGGGAAACCUACUUUUGUUCUUCAUCUAGACAUAGAGUGGGACGGUUGUAGGAACACUUUUGGUAUAGACAGAAGAACCAUCAAAGUAGAGGGUCAAGUUUUGACAGAAAGAGAGUCGGGUACAUUGCCCAGCCAAACGGAAGUAAACCUGAAGAAUGUGGAGCAAGCUAAGGCUAUUACAUUGCGGAACGGACGACCAAUCAAGACAGCCGUUGAUUUGGACCAAGAGCACGCUACAGAGCUUCCUGCCGCAAGCAAGGAGCAACAGAAGAAAGUUCUAGCAGCUGCCAUUGCUUUUCCAGCAGCGGCCAAUGCUGUUCCAGUAGCUGCCAAACAAGAUGGUUCAAUUGGACAACUGAGAGCCACAUCCUAUGUCCCUGAAAUUCCAUUCCCGCAACGUUUAAAGAGCAAGAAAAUUGAAGAGCAAUUUGAGAAAUUUUUGCACAUUCUUAAGAAAUUGGAGAUCAAUAUUCCUUUCAUUGAUGCACUGGAACAAAUGCCCACAUAUGCCAAGUUCAUGAAAGAUAUCAUAACUUCAAUGAAGAAAUUGGGGAACAACCCCACAGUAAAGUUGUCCAAGAGAUGUAGCGCCAUCUUGCAAGGCCACAAACUGCCAGAGAAAAAGAAAGAUCCAGGGUGUUUCGAUAUACCUUGCACAAUUGGUUCUAUUUAUUUUGAUAAAGCGCUGUGUGAUUUAGGUUCUAGCAUUAAUUUAAUGCCCUUAUCUAUUGCUAGAAAAAUGGGUUUGGGGGAGGAAAUUAAAUCUACUUCGGUUUCUUUGCAGAUGGCGGAUAGAUCAAUUACACUACCCAAAGGCUUGAUCGAAGAUGUGAUUGUUAAGGUUGAUACCCUUGUCUUUCCCGCAGAUUUUCUUGUCAUAGAUAUGGAAACCAAUGGCCAUACACCAAUCAUCUUGGGCUGGCCAUUCUUACUCACUGGGAGGACCCUAAUUGACGUUGAACAAGGUCUUGUGGUUUUAAGGGUAGCAGACAAGAGUGUGGCAAUCAAUGUGUAUAAAGCUUUACUCUAUCCAGAAAGUGAAGAAACAUGCAUACUGAUGGAUACAUUGGAAAGAGAUAUAUCCUCCCACUUUGAAAAAGAACAUCCAUGUGAUCCAUUAGAGGCUUGUUUAGUCCACAACAAUAACAAGGAGAUGGCAAAUCAGGAAAUUAUUGAGAUGGCACAAUACUUGGAUGCAUAA